Messenger RNA from Globicephala melas (long-finned pilot whale), 2200 nucleotides. RefSeq names its product TM2 domain containing 3 (gene TM2D3). Lineage: Eukaryota; Metazoa; Chordata; Mammalia; Artiodactyla; Delphinidae. The record is from RefSeq and is a predicted model, not a curated record.
GCCCCGCGGCCCGGAAGUGUUUCCUCUGGCAAGAUGGCGCGUGCUGGGGUCCUGUUGUGGAACCUACGUCGCCUGUGUCGAGUGCUGCUAUUCCUUUCGCAGUUCUACAUCCUCUCGGGCGGCGGAUCCUUCAGUGUAGAGCCUUCGCAGCCGCUGGCUCAGUCCGACAAGGAUCCGGGCCCCACACGUACGUUCACAGUAGUGCCCAGGGCAGCAGAAAGCACCGAUAUCCCACCUUAUAUGAUGAAGUGUCCGAGCAAUGGUUUGUGUAGCAAACUUCCCGCAGACUGUAUAGAGUGCAAGACCAAUUUCUCCUGUGUCUAUGGGAAGCCUGUCACUUUUGACUGCACAGUCAAACCUUCUGUUACCUGUGUUGAUCAAGACUUCAAAUCCCGAAAGAGCUUUGUCCUCAACAUGACUUGCAGGUUCUGCUGGCAGCUUCCGGAAACCGACUACGAGUGCUCCAGCUCCACCAGCUGCAUGGCGGUGUCCUGCCCGCGGCAGCGCUACACGGCCAACUGCACCGUGCGGGACCACGUCCACUGCCUGGGUAACCGUACUUUUCCGAAAAUGCUGUACUGCAACUGGACUGGCGGUUAUAAGUGGUCUACUGCUCUGGCUCUGAGGAAACUUAUCAGCGAGCUGUCGACACUAGCUGUCUCCAAUUCCUCUGCCAUUCCCUCUCCAAGGCUGUCCGGCUUCUUCCGCAGCACCUUCUUCACGGCCUCACCUGGGCUUCCUGCCUCGCCUCCACGGCUAGACACCCUCACCUCCCCAGGGAAGACCGGGGUUCCGUCCUGAGCCCUUUCCCACCAGCGCGUCCUCCUUGAUGGCCCGUUGGUCUCCUGGCCUUAAAUGUCAGGACCCCCAACACACGUCUCCCACCCGCCUCUCCUGCACGGCCCGGGCUUCCGGUUCUCAGCACCAAGUCUAAAAGCAGCUUGAGCCCAGCGUGUCAGCACGGAGCGUCCCAGUGCCCCGCUCCUCCUCAGUCUUACCCGCCAGGAAGUGGCAGCCCCACAGCACAGGCCACACAUCCGAGUCCCUUGGACUCCCCUCCUUCUGUACCCUAUUACUUGGAAGAGCACCUAUUGGGGGCCACCGUUCCCACCAUGACUGCAUGACCCUGGUCCCUGUCAUCACUGCCUCUGGAUUAUUGCAAACAACCCCCUUCUGAGUCCCUGCGUGACCCCUGCAGUCUCGCCUCAAUACAUAAAAGAGUGACCCUUUCAGACAGAGGCCAACGGGGUCCCCCACGGUCCCCUCCAGCCUCACGCAGAGACAGAGCCAAAGCCCCUGCAGUGAAGGAGGCCCCCUUGACCCAGCCCUGCUCCCUGGUGAUGGUGACGGCACCUCUGCCCACACCUCCCCGCCCGAUGUAUCCCCCCCUUCCUGAUCUCAGGGCCGAGCUGUCCCUGCCAGGGCUGCCUGCGCCUCCCCCUCAGUCCUCCUGGGUGUGCUCAGAUCUCACCAUCUUGGAGACACCCCAGCACACACACUUAUUUAAAUUGCAGCUUCCCUGGGGAUCACUUCCUGUCCUCUUUUCCUGCUUCAUUUUCCUCCUUAUCACAUUUCUCUCUGUGUGUAUUUUAUUUAACUGUCCUGUUUACGUCUGCCUUCCCCAUUAGACUGUAACAGAAUGUCCACUCCAUAAAAACAGAGCAGGUAUUGUGUCUGUUUUGCCCACCCUGCAUCCCCAGGGCCCAGAUCCGGGCUGGACCCAAAACCUCCCUCUGCCAGGGAGUGAACAGCUCAGAAUGUCAGCCCCACAGCAGUGUCGCCGGCCUCCCCCUGCCCAACCCCAUAGGAUGGAGCCAUCGGGUCGCACAUGUGGAAAAGUACCAUGCAGCUCAGGGUGGGUGCCCUGAAGAGCAAAGUUCGGGGUGUGCUGACCACCUGAGUCACACAGAACCAUCCACAGUGAGGGCUGUGAGGUGGGCCCGCUCUCACGGACGAGGAGAGAACUGACAAACACAGUGGACGGUCCAACAACCACUUCCAAAGAGAAAGUCUCCAAAGACACAGCAUUCAGGAGGCCCUUGGGCUUUUGCAAGGCCAACCAUCCCCCUGACCAGGAUGCAGACGUCACACAGGAAGUGAGGGACACGCACCGAGCCCAGUGGGGAGGGGACGGGACUGUGGCCCUACAGCACAGGCCAUGCGGCUGGCAAGUCGCUUCAACUCUCUGCACCUCUGUCUU